Anolis carolinensis (green anole) is the source of this 2986-nucleotide messenger RNA. It is a transcript of the gene nabp1, whose product is annotated as nucleic acid binding protein 1. The record is from RefSeq and is a predicted model, not a curated record. Lineage: Eukaryota; Metazoa; Chordata; Lepidosauria; Squamata; Anolidae. The transcript is spliced from 6 exons. Gene Ontology annotation, biological process: double-strand break repair via homologous recombination; mitotic cell cycle checkpoint signaling; response to ionizing radiation. Bases 505 to 1143 code for a protein of 212 amino acids. Gene Ontology annotation, cellular component: SOSS complex. Gene Ontology annotation, molecular function: DNA binding.
UCGCCUUAGAAAGAGAGGAGCGCUUUGCAAGGAGGACAGGUCUGCGCAUGCGCUGAGAGUUGUGUAGGGUGGGGAACAGCAGGCUCAAAAGAGGGGGGGAGCUUUGUGAAAUAGCAGAAGGUGCUUCUUUAACUGGGGGAGUGGGUCUGCCCCGUUUCCAAUCGCAGCUGCUGAAACCACGCCAAGCCCAGUUCAACCACUGCUCCCUUUUCCCCUUCUCUAGCCUUAGAUCCCCCCCUUUUUAAACAAGUGGGGAGAAAGAAGCCUUAGCAUCAUUGUAAGGAAAGGGGAGCCUCUUGUGCCUUCAAAUCGGGGCUGAGAUCCCCACUAAUAGAUAUACACAAUUGUUAUAAUUUAGGGGGAUAUUAUUAUUAGUAUUAUUAUUAAUAUUUAGGUAUUAUUAUUACUAUUGCCUUGCCCCCUCUCUGCCUUCUUUCCUUCCCUCCCUGCCCUGCAAAGGGAUGCUUUGUGCUGCUCCCUCUUCCUUCUCUUGAGCAAAGCAGCAUGAGCCCUUCCAAUGAGACCUACCUCUUCAUAAAAGACAUAAAGCCUGGACUGAAAAACUUAAAUGUCGUCUUUAUUGUGCUGGAGAUCGGGCGAGUUACCAAAACCAAAGACGGGCACGAGGUGAGAUCCUGCAAAGUGGCCGACAAGACGGGCAGCAUCACCAUCUCCGUAUGGGAUGAACUUGGCAGCCUCAUCCAGCCAGGAGAUAUUAUUCGAUUGACUAAAGGGUAUGCAUCUCUGUGGAAAGGAUGCCUUACGCUUUACACUGGAAGGGGAGGAGAGCUUCAAAAAAUUGGGGAGUUCUGCAUGGUGUACUCAGAAGUGCCCAACUUCAGUGAACCCAACUCGGACCAUCAAGGGCAGGCUACCAAACCGGCACAGGGUGAGCAGAGUAAUAACUCCCUUCCAUCAGCUAAUGUGGGUACUUGUACUUUUGGGCCCGCUGGGAAUGGUUUGCCAGCGGGACCGGAACUGAGCGGCUUGUCAACUGCCUAUAACCAUGCCCCCUCCUAUGCAGGUACUGGGAGGGCUGGCGGACGUGGUGCCCCCCCUCCUCCGGUGCCAUCUAACAAUUCCCGCCCCCUUCAAAGCACAAUAAGUAAUGGGAGAGAUCCUCGGAGAGCUUCAAAAAGAUGACCAAGCCAAAAUGCCACACUUGCUGCCUAAACCCUUUAACACCCUACUUGAACACUUCCUGCACUUUUAUUUGUGGUUAAAACUGUGAAAAUGGUUUGUCCCUCCUCCUGAUCGUAGGCCUUCUAUUUGUCUGGAGAGAGGGACGUUUUCUCUCCCUUCCCCUCCGCCCAGCUGAAAAUUCAGUGGAAGUGAAACUCCUGAUAUUGCGUUAUCCCAGGAAGAAAAUGUCUUAAAAAGGGGUCAUAGUUGGAAUUUCCUUUUAAAUAUUAGACCCUGGUUCCCAAAACAUACCAGGAUUUCUGGGUGCUCCAGUUUGUACAAUACAGGCUUAAGAAGCUUACAACUCUUCAGACUUCUAUCAUAGUCAGUGGGAGCUUGGGAAGAAUUUCAAAUCUAAAGGUCUCUAUUAAAACAACAUGAUGAUAAGUGUAAACCAUCUGAUGCUAUCACAGAAGUGCUGUCCAGUUUCUUUCUUUUUCUUCUGAUGACUGAUUCAGUGAAGGACACAUUUCUCUUGUGAAAAUAUGUGCUGUUUCACCCAUAGGCCACUUUGUAUAGUCAUAGUCCCUACAGAAUUACAAUGUCCCUGUCUACCAAAUGCUGCAUCACAGCCAUCUUUCCAAGCAUAAGCAAAGAUGAGAAAUAAGCAUCAACAAGCAAAAUGCUGUGACAUUUCCAAUACUUAAUCUGGGUUUCUUUCAGGUUUGUAUUACAACUUUGGAAAUUGAAAGGUACCAUAGUUGCAGUAACAUUGUCCUGGGGCCCUUUCACAUCAUAUUGUUAUAGCAUUAUGAGUUUACUUUCAUUGCUAUGCUUUCUUUUGGUGAAAUCCUAAGAUUAGCAGUUGAGAGCAGGCUUCAAAAUCCUCAUCUGCAGAACCAAUCCGGUGCUGCCAACCAAACUAAGAGCCCACAAUUCCAUAAAGUGUAGAGCCUGCUUUAACCAUAGCAGUUAAAGUGGAAUGGUAGGGCUAUAAUUGUGUAGUGUGAAAAAGUCCACAAUCUUCAAAAUCUCCAACAGUACACCUCUACUUGAAAAGAGUAACGUCUCAAAGGAUACUGACCACUUAACUGCAGCAAUGUAUAAAACAACAAUUUUCUACGCUUCUCUGAUUCCAAACGGUAAAGCGAUAGUUUCAAGUUUGGUGGUGGUUGUGGCAGGCAGUGAAACAAGGGCAGCCAGCCAUGCAGAAAUCCAGCCUAAAUGAUUCUGACGUUCUAGUUUUCUGUUUGUGGUGAGAUUCCCCUUUCACACAUACCCUCUGUUGUGGGAUCCUUCAAUAUCACGUUUGCACCCAGAAGACAAUUCACUCCUUGAUUCUUCUGACAUCAUAAACUGACGAAACACUUGACGAGUUGCAAAUGAAAUACGAGCAAGUGUGUGAAAUUUUCCCUGAGGAAAAUUCCAGCUAAAUGUUCAAGUACCAUUUUUUAUGCACCAUUGGUUUUGAAGCUGCGCUCCUUGAUUUCUGGAAAAGCCAGACCUUUGCCUGCUAAUUCAAAUGUUUUGAAGUUAUUCCAGUGGAAACAGGCGAAGGAAUGUUUUGGUGGUCCAAACCCUUAAGGAAAAAGGGGUGCAGUUUUCCUUUUCUGUUGUAAAUAUUUUUGAUAUCUUUUACCAUCAGGCCAGUUAAAAAUGCUGUCCAGUUCACGGGUGGCAAAGCCCUUGGGUUUGGAAUGGAUUCAAAUUCUGUAACAUGGCUGGGUCCCCCCCCCCUUUUUUUUAAUGUUACAUUAUUGAAACGGACCUCAUAAAUAAAAGUUGCACUAACCAUGUAAAGGAAACAAAACAAUUUUUUCCCACUUGAUUAUCCAAGGUAAAUAAAAUUGUGUGUGUCUCUGUG